CUGCUCCUUCAAUAUCCCUCUUCUUCCUUCCCACCAGAUGGGUGACCUUGAGCUUUGUAAGCUCGAUGAACUCGACUGCCUUAUUAAAGGAGUGUUGUACAUCGACUCCGUGGGAUUCAAUGGACACUCAGAGUGUUACUAUUUUGAGAACCCAACGGAUGCUGAGAGGUGCCAGAAGCUCCCGUUCAACCUGGAGAAUCCCUACCCUCUCCUCCUGGUGAACAUUGGCUCAGGGGUCAGCAUUCUGGCCGUCUACUCCAAAGAAAACUAUAAACGGGUAACGGGCACCAGCCUUGGAGGGGGAACGUUUUUUGGUCUGUGCUGCCUCCUCACGGGAUGCUCCACCUUCGAGGAGGCCCUGGAAAUGGCAUCCCAGGGGGACAGCACCAAAGUGGACAAACUGGUGCGGGACAUCUACGGGGGAGACUACGAGCGGUUCGGGCUGCCAGGCUGGGCUGUGGCAUCCAGCUUUGGAAACAUGAUGAGCAAGGAGAAGAGGGAUUCUGUCAGCAAGGAGGACCUGGCCAGGGCCACCCUGAUCACCAUCACCAACAACAUCGGCUCCAUAGCGCGGAUGUGUGCGCUCAAUGAGAACAUCAACCGCGUGGUGUUCGUGGGCAACUUCCUUCGGAUCAACACCAUCUCCAUGAGGCUCCUGGCGUAUGCCCUGGACUACUGGUCGAAGGGACAGUUAAAAGCACUUUUCUUGGAACAUGAGGGUUACUUCGGCGCCGUCGGUGCUCUCCUGGAACUCCUGGACUCCGCCUGACCCCCUCCUGCACACUCUGUGUUGGACCUACAGAUUUGGGGCACUCCCUGGGCCACUGGUUUGGAGGUCACUGAGCCCACGUUUCACCUGCUCAGCCUGUUCCCUGGGGUGCCCUGUGGGGCCAGCCC
Molecule: messenger RNA, 897 nt
Organism: Empidonax traillii (willow flycatcher)
Lineage: Eukaryota; Metazoa; Chordata; Aves; Passeriformes; Tyrannidae
Product: pantothenate kinase 2, mitochondrial
Exons: 5
Coding region: 38-769 (243 amino acids)
Biological process (GO): coenzyme A biosynthetic process
Cellular component (GO): nucleus; cytosol
Molecular function (GO): pantothenate kinase activity; ATP binding
Source: RefSeq, a predicted model, not a curated record